Molecule: messenger RNA, 1301 nt
Organism: Rubroshorea leprosula
Lineage: Eukaryota; Viridiplantae; Streptophyta; Magnoliopsida; Malvales; Dipterocarpaceae
Source: the annotation of a GenBank genome assembly
AAAGCAACAAGAUUGCAUUACAUCUGUGGCAGUGCUGCCUGUGAGAAUGGAGGUAGAAGAAGAGCAGCUAUUGACAUGGAACAGAGAAACUUUCCCCAAAGUAAUGAAGAUAGUGAGCUCAAGGCUUCCUCAAAGGGACCUCGUGUCUCUCCUCGUCAUUAGCCCUUGGCUCCACCGCACUCUUCUUUCCUACCCCUCACUCUGGCUUGGUAUUGAUUUGCGUGAGAUGAAUAAUGCUGGGGAUCGACUCUUAGCUGCUCUUUCACUGCCGAGAUAUCAGCAUCUGAAGCAAAUAAGCCUUGAAUUUGCACAAGAUAUAGAGGACAGACAUCUCGAACUUGUUAGGAGCAAGCAUUCCGAUUCUCUUCAAAGCCUUGAGUGUUUAAAUUUGAAUGGCUGCCAAAAGAUCUCUGAUAAAGGAAUUGAAGCUAUAACCAGUACUUGUCCUAAAUUGAAGGUCUUCUCUAUCUACUGGAACAUAAGGGUAUCUGAUAUAGGUGUGAAGCAUAUGGUGAAGAACUGCAAACGUGUAGUUGAUUUGAACUUAAGUGGCUGUAAGAAUUUAUCAGACAAGGCUUUGCAAUUAGUAGCUGACAAUUACCAAGAUUUAGAGUCACUGAAUCUGACUAGGUGUGUCAAAAUGACAGAUAGUGGCUUGCAACAAAUAUUGCUCAAUUGCACUUCACUUCGAAGUUUAAAUCUUUAUGCCCUUUCCAGCUUCACAGAUGAAGCAUACAAGAAGAUAUCAUCUCUAGCUCAUCUAAGAUUCUUGGAUUUAUGCGGUGCUCAGAACCUAUCUGAUGCAGGUCUUUCCUACAUAGCGAAAUGCAGGUCUCUUGUCUCUCUCAAUUUGACAUGGUGUGUGCGCCUUACUGAUACAGGGGUUAUCACUAUUGCUGAAGGUUGCACUUCUCUGGAAUUUCUCAGUCUGUUUGGAAUAGUUGGGGUAACUGAUAAGUGCUUAGAGGUCCUUUCAAAGAGCUGCUCAAAUACGAUUACGACUCUUGAUGUUAAUGGAUGCAUUGGCAUCAAGAGACGAAGCCGUGAGGAACUUCUUAAGUUGUUUCCACAUUUGAAGUGCUUCAAAGUGCACAGCUGAUCCGCUUUUCUGUAAUGAUAUGAUGCUGAACUGAAAACAGUUAUCUUCAACAUGAAGAUGGGGAGCACAAGAAGAACCUAUAUAGAUAUAAACAGGUGGUCAAGUGUGUUGAUCAAUUCAUCAUUAACCUGAGAAGAUACAUGUAUCUUCCUGGUUCUUUGUGGCUGAAGAAUCUUACUUUUAAUACAUAUCAAUGAUGAAG